Ipomoea triloba (trilobed morning glory) is the source of this 1554-nucleotide messenger RNA. Its product is annotated as putative late blight resistance protein homolog R1A-4. Lineage: Eukaryota; Viridiplantae; Streptophyta; Magnoliopsida; Solanales; Convolvulaceae. The record is from RefSeq and is a predicted model, not a curated record. The transcript has 2 exons. Gene Ontology annotation, molecular function: ADP binding. Bases 129 to 1451 code for a protein of 440 amino acids. Gene Ontology annotation, biological process: defense response to other organism.
CCCUUGUUUUAAUUAUUGUUUGAACAAUAACACCAACCAAAUACAUUCUAGAGUCUAGACAGUAUAGCUAAUUGCAAAUUCUAUUCUCCAUCCCAUAGAUCCAUCUAUCAGUAGUUGAGAAAAAGAAGAUGAAUGAUAAAAAGCAAUUGAAUCCAGCAAUGGGUUAUGUUGUUGUAAGUAGUCUACUAGGAACAGUAAAUCAUCUAAAGCUUCUUCUUCUUCAGAAACAACCCCCACAUAAUAAUCCUUGUUUUACUACUCUUCCUGAUGAUGCUCAAAUCAUCCUAUCCAUCUUAAAGGAGAAGCUCCAUUUCCUGCAAGCCUAUCUAGACAAACCUAAGCCCAAAAUUACCACUGAUCCCGAUCGCGUGGCAGUGAAAAGGCUGGAUGAAGAAAUCAGAGCUGUAGCAAUGAAAGCAGAAGAUGAAAUCGAGUCCAAACUGGGUGAAAUUUACCAGGUGCAGGGUGAGGGAGUAGCAGUAAAGGCUUGUGAAGAUCUUCAUCGGAGCUUGCAGCAAGUAGUGAAGGAUUUUGAGUGUGUUGAAGUGCAAAUCAGAGAUCUGCCAAUGAGACAUACCGCCUCAAUUGAUGAUGCUUCUUCUUCUCCUUCUUCUUCAACACCACCUUGUUUACAGCUACACAACGUCUCCUCCAACUAUGAUUUAGAGAAUACAAUGUUUGGAAUCGAAGGUGGUGAUGAGAAAAUAAAACGCAUGCUCAUUCAAACUUCUUUGUCCACUCAACUACAAGUGGUUUCAAUUUCGGGAUUGAGAGGGACAGGUAAGACUACUUUGGCCAAAAAAGUUUACGAAGAUCCAUCUAUUGUGUCUCACUUUGACAUUCAAGCAUGGACGAUUGAAGGUGGAGUACACAGUCUGAGAGAUAUACAGAUUCAUAUUCUAAGCUGUAUUGUGUCAUUGACCAAAGAAGAAAUCUCCAAACAAAAUGAUGAGCAGCUAGCAGAGCAACUCCGCAAACUUCUGAGGGGCCAAAGGUAUUUGAUUGUCAUUGAUGAUCUUUUCUCCACAACGCCAUGGAAUGACCGUUGGACAUCACAGGGGAUAUGGGAUGGAUUCAUGAGAUCAUCUUUUCCAGAUGAUGGAAAUGGAAGCCGAGUUCUGAUAACUACUCGGGAUAUGAAAGUGGCUGAAUUUGCUAGCGACUCAGAUAUGUGGAUUUUCUACACAGAUGGUCUGAAACCAGAAGAAAGCUGGAAAUUAUUAAGCAGAACUGCAACGUCUAAUGGAAAAUGGAGUAGUGUACCCCCUGAAUUUGAGAAAAUAGGGAGAUGCAUUGUUGAGAAAUGUAUGGGAAUGCCACUAGUAAUUGUUUGGAUUGGUGGACUUCUGGCCACACUCAACAACUCACCAAGGCAGUGGGAGGAUAUUCUGUUGAGCAUUCCAUCAAGCCGAAAUUCAUGUGAAAAAGUUGAUAAAGUUAUGGGUAGCUGAAGGAUUUGUAAACUCGGAGAUGAACAAGAGUUUGGAAGAGGUAGCUAAAGAUUAUCUGUGUGAUCUUAUCAAUAGAAGGCUAGUUCAAAUUCACAAGAAGAGU